UGUGACGCGGUGAUUUGACGUGAUGACGUUAAGGAUUUAAGCCCAAGAGGAGGCCACAAGGGGAGGGCGACGUGCCGUUUUCUCUCCCUGUUAAAUGUUGACGCGUUAACGUUAGAGCCCCGCAUUAAAAUGGUGUAGCCGAGCAUCUUGUCACGUGAUUUUGUUCCAAGAUGGCAGCGAUGGUGGCGUCUGGGCUGUCGGCUGAAGCGGACGAGUUCGAGGACGCGCCUGAUGUGGAGCCGCUGGAGCCGACGCUGAGCAACAUUAUCGAGCAACGGAGCCUGAAGUGGAUUUUCGUGGGCGGGAAGGGCGGCGUGGGCAAAACCACUUGCAGUUGUAGCUUAGCUGUACAACUCUCCAAGGUACGUGAGAGUGUCCUCAUCAUCUCUACUGAUCCUGCUCAUAACAUCUCAGAUGCAUUUGACCAGAAAUUUUCCAAGGUUCCCACCAAAGUAAAGGGUUAUGAUAAUCUUUUUGCGAUGGAGAUUGAUCCUAGCUUGGGUGUGGCUGAGCUUCCCGAUGAAUUUUUUGAGGAAGAUAAUAUGCUAAGUAUGGGCAAGAAAAUGAUGCAAGAAGCAAUGAGCGCCUUUCCUGGUAUCGAUGAAGCAAUGAGUUACGCUGAAGUGAUGAGGUUGGUGAAAGGAAUGAAUUUUUCCGUGGUGGUUUUCGACACAGCACCCACGGGACACACAUUACGGCUGCUUAAUUUCCCCACAAUCGUGGAGCGGGGGCUAGGUCGACUGAUGCAAAUAAAGAACCAAAUCAGUCCCUUCAUAUCCCAGAUGUGUAACAUGCUUGGCCUAGGAGACAUGAAUGCUGACCAGCUGGCUUCCAAACUGGAAGAAACACUUCCUGUCAUCCGCUCUGUCAGUGAACAGUUCAAAGAUCCAGAACAAACCACUUUCAUCUGUGUUUGCAUUGCGGAGUUCCUAUCACUGUAUGAAACAGAACGGCUUAUCCAGGAGUUGGCCAAAUGUAAAAUUGACACCCAUAAUAUUAUAGUCAAUCAAUUGGUCUUUCCUGACCCUGACAAGCCUUGCAAGAUGUGUGAGGCUCGGCAUAAAAUCCAGUCUAAAUAUCUUGACCAGAUGGAAGACCUUUAUGAAGACUUUCAUAUUGUAAAGUUGCCACUUUUACCCCAUGAAGUGCGAGGAGCUGAUAAAGUCAAUACCUUUUCAAGUCUUCUACUGGAGCCCUAUAAACCACCCAGUGCAAAAUGAACCCCUAUGGACUGACUCCCCCUAAUUGCCCCCUCUAGCCUUCCAUGCCUGCUCUUCCCUAUUCUUUUCCUGAGGGAAUUCCAUCUUUUCCAUUGUCUUCUCAUCUGUUGAAAUCCUACGACUGAUAGUUUUGCGGUGAAGCUAGAAGAAGCAGAAUUGGCACUCAUGUAACUUUUGUUCUAAUAACUGAUUAUGUAACUCCUUGAGACAUCUCAAAGCCAACUACAAUGUUGAAUCCAUUCCCUUCCUGGACUAACUACCUAAGUUAAAUUUGUGUCAGUUUUUUGUUUAUUUCUCUGUCACUUGGUUUCUUUCUGGAUCAUAUCUCUUGGGAUUAAUGAUGUUCUGAUUGAGGUGCCAGUCAGGUGUUAUGUUGAUGAUACAGAAGCUGUCAGUUCAUUUACAACAUCAGGAACACCAGUGCUGAUGGGAAGUUUGUAAAUUGUAAGGGAAAUAAUUUCAGUGCUUCUUAUCACUCAAAACUCUGAUUUUCAUUGGGUAGUGUCAGAAGAACAAGGCAAAACAUGGAAGCUAUUUGAGAAGGGGAUGCUUAUUUUAGGGGAGUAUAAAGCCACUGAGCUUAAAUUAUUUGUUUCCUUAAUGUUAACAAAAGUAUUAAUGAUGAGGUGGUUUUAUUGGCUUUCUGAUGCUGGAAAUCAUAAGUGUGGAAAAUGAUUUAAAAUGGGGAAGGGAAUAGAGGGGUUUGGAAUUUAACAAAUUAUAGGUGUGUUUAAAAUAUUUCGGUAUAUGUACAGAUCAUUUUCUAGUCCCCAGUUCCCUCACUCAAAGAAAACUCUUGGUAUUAAAAUGUCAGUGUAUGCACUAUUUAUGAAGUUCAUAUGUGUUUGUGUGCUGAAAUAUAAAAGGAAAGAGAGUGUAAAUUGGAAUAAAGCAGUUCAUGGUAGA
This is a messenger RNA of Thamnophis sirtalis, 2126 nucleotides long. RefSeq names its product guided entry of tail-anchored proteins factor 3, ATPase (gene GET3). Gene Ontology annotation, cellular component: GET complex. Gene Ontology annotation, molecular function: ATP binding; ATP hydrolysis activity. Gene Ontology annotation, biological process: tail-anchored membrane protein insertion into ER membrane. Lineage: Eukaryota; Metazoa; Chordata; Lepidosauria; Squamata; Natricidae. The record is from RefSeq and is a predicted model, not a curated record.